AACUACCAUACUUAUUUCCUUAAAAUGCUGAGUAACUACAAUCUGAAAUCUCUGGCUUUUGCUGCUGUUUUGGUUCAUAUUUGCUUUGGUGUUUCAAAAGGGCAUUUGCAAACUGGGUUCUAUUCACAGACGUGUCCGGAAGCAGAAACUAUUGUUUUAAAUGUUGUCCGAUCAGCUGUUUCUGAUGAUCAUCGGAUUGCUGCCAAGUUGCUCAGGCUCUUCUUCCAUGACUGCUUUGUUCAGGGGUGCGAUGGGUCGAUUUUGGUGGAUGAUGGGGAGAGAAAUGCAAGAGAGCACUUGGGAGUGGGAGGUUUUGAAGUGAUAGAAAAUGCUAAAACAGAAUUAGAAGAGAAUUGCCCAGGAGUUGUUUCUUGUGCAGACAUUGUAGCAUUAGCUGCCCGUGAUGCUGUUUUCUUGAGUAAAGGGCCAUUUAUUGAGGUCCCAACUGGAAGAAGAGAUGGCCUGAUUUCAGAAGUGGGACUCGCUGCUGAUUUGCCUGAUGUCGAUGAUUCAACUGAGGUUCUUAAAUCCAAGUUCCAACAUAAAGGGCUUUCAGAUAAAGACCUUCUCCUUCUUAGUGCGGGUGGGCAUUCAAUUGGUACAACAGCAUGUUUUUUCAUGCCAAAUAGGCUUUACAACUUCCAUGGAGAAGGAGACUCCGACCCAGAAAUCAACCCUCGGCUUCUUCCACAACUAAAAGAUCAAUGCCCUUUUGAUGGAGAUUCCAACGUCAGAAUUCCUCUGGAUUUGGGCUCUGAAUCAACCUUCGAUGCUCAUAUAUUUCAAAAUAUCAGAAAUGGGUUCGCUGUGAUUGCAUCAGAUGCCAGGCUUUAUGAUGACAGAAACAUUAAAAAAAUGGUGGACACAUAUGCUCAAGGCUUCUCCAGGUCAAGAAGAAGGAGAUCAUCUUUUCAAAAUGAUUUUGCUGUAGCAAUGGUCAAACUGGGGACCAUUGGUGUUAAAACAGGGGAAGACGGAGAGAUCAGAAGAGUUUGUAAUGCUCUUAAUUAAUUCAAAAAAAAAUACUACUAUUGUGUUUAUUGUUAGGUAAUGCAUUUUUAG
Messenger RNA from Mercurialis annua (annual mercury), 1062 nucleotides. RefSeq names its product peroxidase 43-like. Gene Ontology annotation, molecular function: peroxidase activity; heme binding. NCBI's taxonomy places the organism in Eukaryota, Viridiplantae, Streptophyta, Magnoliopsida, Malpighiales, Euphorbiaceae. The record is from RefSeq and is a predicted model, not a curated record. Gene Ontology annotation, cellular component: plant-type cell wall; plasmodesma. The transcript is spliced from 4 exons. Gene Ontology annotation, biological process: hydrogen peroxide catabolic process; response to oxidative stress. Bases 25 to 1011 code for a protein of 328 amino acids.